AUGAGUGCACAGGAAGGGGGAGGAGAGGCGGGUGGGCCGGUUGUAAUAGGUGAAGCUGGCCUUGCGGUCGAGCCAGACGAGGCAAACACAUCAAUCAGUCCAGAUGAGGAACCCCCAAACGAGCAGCAAACGUACGAUGUAAUCAUCAUAGGCGGAGGACUCUUCAGCUGUUGCCUGCACUACUUUCUAAAGAAAAAAAAGCCAGACAUAACAAUACUUAUUCUGGAAAAGGAGCAAACGCUCGGGGGGUAUAUAAAAACAGAAUGGCUAGAACACCAAGGGAAGAAGUUCCUGUGCGAGUUGGGCCCAACCAUUUUAAAAAUAUCUGACGAGAGUUACCAGCUACUAAACGAAUUAAACCUGUUGUCACACGUAAGAGUCCUAAAUAAGAAUCUCCUAAGGUACGUAUACUCAGGUGGACAGCUACACCCACUCCGUCUGUCCAUUUGGGGUUACUUUGCUUUCCCCCUUAUAAGUGUCAUAAAUAAAGUGAAGCUAAUAUAUAAGCUCCUAUUCAGGAGGUACAAAAAGUUGACGGAGUACGAUGAGGACGUAAGUGUCGAAGGAUACAUGAGGGAAAACUUCGACAUGGAACACUUCAACUUUUUAUUCCUACCGUUGAUUUAUGGAUCCUGUGGGGGCAUGGGCAGCAUUUCGGCCAUCUCCUUUUUUUCGCGCAACCUCAAAAUGUUCGAUAAUAACCUGAACAAGUUACGCAUAUGGCAGGAUCGCCUAUCGCAGCAACGCAUGGGGGGUGGAGUGUGCAGAGUGGAUAGCCUAAGCGGAGGUGAAGUUGGCUGUGCCGCUCCUCCCCCCAACGAAGGGAAGCUACCAAACAUAGAGAAACACAUAUCCAUAAACCAACAACACUCCUACGCGCAAAGAAUGAAUCAGAAGUACGACCCGUCCUUCUUCAAUAACGUGUUGCACAGACUGGACACAUCCACCGGGGACACCAUCCCGGGGGACCUAAUUGGCGGGUCGAGCAGAAUCAGCGAAUCGACUGGUGACCACGAUAGUGACAGUCACCAGAAUAACAACCCAGCAAAUGAUAAAUGGACAACUAAGCACCACGCAGGGAUGGACACCAUGAAGGGGCAGCGUGCUUUCGUGCACACCUCCCUCGUGGAAGUGUUCCUCCACUUCGUAGAGUAUAUCUACGCGAAGUGCAAAGGCGCAGUCCUCCAGACCAUGCUGCUGCUCUAUCCCGAGCUAGCCAAAAAAGGCUCCAAGCAAUAUGAACAAAAUAAAAAAAAAAAAAUUUUAGGAAAAACAAUAUCCUUGAAAUAUGGAAUGUACGAAAUAAUUGACCAACUAAAAAAAAACAUAAAUAAAAAAUAUGUGUGGACAAAUGAAGAAGUAGAUUUUGUUGAAAAGCACGACGAAGACACUUGGGUGUGUACCAUCAGGAGAAAACAUUCGAGCAAAACCUCUUGUGUAUACGGGAGAAAUGUCAUCCUUACGGUGAACUCCAAAACAUGCGCCAAUAUCAUGCGCAAAAUCUUACCCCCCAAAAUGAAGACCAACCUCACAAAUGUGCAAUACUCCAACAUCAUCAGCGUUACAGUGUACUACCAUAAGAAGGACAUAACACUGCCGCGAAACUGCUUUGGAUUUUUAUCCGCGGACAAAACGAAUCACAUCCUCGGGUGCUUCUACACGAGCAACAUGUUCAAGGAAAGGUGCAAUGACGAUAGUGUUGUUGUAUUAACCCUAUACAUGGGGGGACAGAACAACCCUAAUGAUAUAUACAUGGAGGAGAAAGACAUAAUCCAAAUAGUGUCCAAAGAGAUGACAAAAAUAUUUCAUGUAGAGAAGAAUGCCCAACCUGUUAUCCUCAAGGUGAAGAAGUGGUUUGACUCUAUCCCCUUCUAUUCGCACAACUACGAAAGGAAUUUGAAAUGCUUCCUGAACGAGUUGGACAACCCGCAGUACCGGAACUUAUUUGUUGAUUCGGGUUGGAUUACCGGGACGUCCAUAUCGGACAGGAUUGCUUCGGCGAGGGACUUGUCGGAGUUUAUGGCGGCCAACGUCUUCCCUGUGAAGACGCAAUGCGGUAAUGCGGUGUUAGUAUGA
Plasmodium coatneyi is the source of this 2076-nucleotide messenger RNA. Its product is annotated as Protoporphyrinogen oxidase. Gene Ontology annotation, molecular function: oxidoreductase activity. Bases 1 to 2076 code for a protein of 691 amino acids. Lineage: Eukaryota; Apicomplexa; Aconoidasida; Haemosporida; Plasmodiidae. The record is from RefSeq and is a predicted model, not a curated record. The transcript has a single exon.